This is a messenger RNA of Talaromyces stipitatus ATCC 10500, 2166 nucleotides long. Its product is annotated as origin recognition complex subunit 3, putative. NCBI's taxonomy places the organism in Eukaryota, Fungi, Ascomycota, Eurotiomycetes, Eurotiales, Trichocomaceae. The record is from RefSeq and is a predicted model, not a curated record. Bases 1 to 2091 code for a protein of 696 amino acids. The transcript is spliced from 8 exons. Gene Ontology annotation, cellular component: DNA replication preinitiation complex; nuclear origin of replication recognition complex; nuclear pre-replicative complex. Gene Ontology annotation, molecular function: DNA replication origin binding. Gene Ontology annotation, biological process: DNA replication initiation; DNA replication.
AUGGAAUUGGACAGUGAAUUUGGUAGUAGUGAGGACUUGGGUAUAUACGUUUACCAUCCUACUGACAACGCCGAACGGUCCUCGAAAAGACGCAAGGUUUCCACGAACAUUGAGAACAAGCCACAGAAAAAGAACCAGUCGCGAGUAUUUGUUCCAUUACUCGGGGGCAAAGAAUCAGCAGAUUUGGUAGAUGUGAGAAAAUCAACAUUCGAAGAACUGUGGUCUUCCCAGGAAGAACGAUGCAGGAGAGUAAUUGACGAACUUGACUCUGGAAUCCUGAAGGAUAUCACGUCUUUUGUGGAAACCGCAUCGCCGGACGCCUACAACGGAUGCAUUCCUACGUCCCUCGUCACCAUCGGAUCCAAUGUAUCGGCUCUCCCCAGACUUUUAGACAUACUGCACCGGCGUUUGAUUAGCGACAAAUCCGGCCAGGUGAUUUUGUUGGAAUCAGGGGACGCUCCAAAUCUCAAGGCAGUACUGAAGACAAUCAUCAGAACUGCUGUUACAAGUACAUCUGGAAAUGAUGCAUAUCAGAACUUGUUCGCGGAUAAAUCGGGACCUCGAAUGUUGCCAUAUGACUUAAAUGUCUUAUAUCAAUAUGUCAUAAGCCAAGGGUCGAAAUCAUUGGUGCUUGCAUUCCGAGACAGUGAGGCGUUCGAUUCCGGCGUGCUGAAUGAUCUACUAUCCCUGCUCAGUUCUUGGGUUGAUCGGCUACCACUCGUUCUGCUUUUCGGUAUCUCAACUACUGUUGAACUAUUUGAAGGCCGGCUUUCUCGGUCUACUGUGGCUUUACUGCACGGAAAACAAUUUGAGAUACAUGAAGCCGAAGGUGCCAUCGAUCGUAUAUACGAAACCUUGCAGGCUAGUCCUGAUACGAAAUUGUGGCUCGGACCACAUCUAAGUACAUCUCUGAUUGAGAAGGCCAGGGAUCACUUUCAGGGUCCGGAAGGGUUCAUUCGUGAGGUCAAGUAUGCAUACAUGUCACAUUUCUUCGCCAAUCCUCUUAGUAUUCUACUAUCGUCCUUCAGUUCGAAACAGAAAGAAUUGUAUGAGGCUGUGCGAAACUUAAAGUCCUUUAGAAGUUUCUGCGAGCAAUUAGUCGAAGAAAGCAAAGCAGAGUCUGUCCGUGCCCUUUUAGUGGAUGAUGACGCUCUCCGGAAACAAGUGCACGAGUCUAUAGAAAACGGACUGACUCAGAUGAAAGAGCUCUUUUAUACUAUGAACACACUACGGUCGGUUCAGAACAUGCUACAACUUACCAAGGUGAAUAACAAUACGGAUACGUACAUUCGUGGUCUUUCUGGAGAUCUAAGCAAUUCGACCUCCAUUAAAGACCUCUUUAGUCGAUUGCAGAAAAUCGACUCAGAUAGUUUUAAAGGCAUCUUGGCUACCCUCCAAGAGGGAAGUAAUAUGUCAGCACCACUCGUGGACGUCAGUCAAUACGAAGAAGACCUUCAGAGUUUACUGGCUAUACACAACUCAAACAGCCCCCUACGCAGCGAACAUGAUGAUCAAAACACCACCAUCAAAACAUCGAUUGCUCAAGACAAAGUGAACCUGACCAAAACCAAAAAGAAGAUAUCCAACGUGGAUGCCGCUUAUACUGAAGUACUUGAGAAGUUCCUCGAGGACUUCGAGACAAGCCUCUCUUCGAAACUGAUCAAUCCUCAAAACCUCUUCCUGCAUGAGGUGUUUGUAUUCGACCUCCGAAACCCAUUACGAGACACAUUCGCGCCGCGCGUUAGGUUCAGUAUUGAGCGCGCUUUAUCUACACCAUUUGACUACCUAGCAUCCACCUCAUCUACAACCGGCGAAGAAGGAGGAAAUCUGUCCGCAAGACAACCCGAAACUGCUAUCCUUUACCAACUUUACCUCGAAUCAGGAUCUUUGGUCAAUGUAUUCGAUCUAUGGAAGGCAUUCUCCACCAUUAUCUGCGGCGAAGACAGUGAUACUGAAAGUCGUAUUUGCGAUGAGCGACUCGCGUUAAUGUUGUUCUACCGGGCUAUGUCAGAGUUAAAGACACUGGGUAUGAUAAAGCCCAGUCGCAAGAAGAUUGAUCAUGUUAGCAAGUCCGCUUGGAAAGGAUUGUAAUAUAUGGUUGUGGGAACAGAAACAUGCAAUCAUAUAUAUGGCUAUCGUUCGUGAUCGUAAUGCAUCGGGUAUCCA